Pan troglodytes (chimpanzee) is the source of this 1678-nucleotide messenger RNA. RefSeq names its product cytochrome c oxidase subunit 5A (gene COX5A). The transcript has 5 exons. Gene Ontology annotation, cellular component: mitochondrial inner membrane; respiratory chain complex IV. Lineage: Eukaryota; Metazoa; Chordata; Mammalia; Primates; Hominidae. Gene Ontology annotation, biological process: mitochondrial electron transport, cytochrome c to oxygen. The record is from RefSeq and is a predicted model, not a curated record. The coding region runs from base 800 to 1501 and encodes 233 amino acids.
GAGUUUUGAUCUUGUUGCUCAGGCUGGAGUGCAAUGGUGCGAUCUCAACUCACUGCAACCUCUGCCUCCUGGGUUCCAGCAAUUCUCCUGCCUUGGCCUCCCAAAUAGCUGGGAUUACAGGCAUGCGCCACCACGCCUGGCUAAUUUUGCAUUUUUAGUAGAGACAGGGGUUUCUCCAUGUUGGUCAGGCUGGUCUCGAACUCCCGACCUCAGGUGAUCCGCCCGCCUUGGGCUCCCAAAGUGCUAGGACUACAGGCGUGAGCAACCGCGUCCAGCGGCAUUCUUUCCCCCAUUCGCUGUUUUAUUUUAUGCCACAAUGAGAAGGCGGGGCUAAGCAAAGUAGGUUUUUGUUUUGUUUGGUUUUUUUGAGACGGAGUUUCGCUCUUGUUGCCCAGGCUGGAGUGCAAUGGCACCAUCUCGGCUCACCGCAACCUCCUCCUCCUGGGUUCAAGCGAUUCUCCUGCCUCAGCCUCCCGAGUAGGUGGGAUUGCGGGCACGCGUUGCGCCACCACGCCUGGCUAAUUUUGUAUUUUUAGUAGAGACGGGGGGGGGGUUCCUCCAUGUUGCCCAGGCUGGUCUUGAACUCCCGACCGCAGGUGAUCCGCCUGCCUCGGCCUCCCAAAAGUGCUGGGAUUACAGGCGUGAGCCACAGCGCCCGGGCGCAAAGUACGUAUUUUUUAUUAUAGUUUGUUGUUAUUGCUGUCAUUCCUAUUUUGAGGUGAUUAAGUACCCUCCUGGGCCUGACUCGAACAAGACCACGGUCGGUUGCUCCUCCCUCGCCUCCAUUCCUACUUACAGGAUGGCAACUGCGCGUCACCUGACCAGAGACAAGGCGGGACGCGAGGCUAACAGUUUGUCCUCAGCGCGCCGCCGUAGCCCCCGCCGCCGGCCGCGCGGUGGCCCCUCCCGCCCACGCGCCAGAGUCGCAGUGGGCGGGCCUACGUGCUCCGCCCGCUGUGAGCCUGUCCGGCCCCCGCCCGCUCCGGAGCAACCCGCGAGCUUACACCGGCUUCUCUCUGUUCUCAGCCUGCGCGCCGCCAUCGCCGUCAUGCUGGGCGCCGCUCUCCGCCGCUGCGCUGUGGCCGCAACCACCCGGGCCGGCCCUCGAGGCCUCCUGCACUCCGCCCGGACCCCCGGCCCCGCCGCGGCUAUCCAGUCAGUUCGCUGCUAUUCCCAUGGGUCACAGGAGACAGAUGAGGAGUUUGAUGCUCGCUGGGUAACAUACUUCAACAAGCCAGAUAUAGAUGCCUGGGAAUUGCGUAAAGGGAUAAACACACUUGUUACCUAUGAUAUGGUUCCAGAGCCCAAAAUCAUUGAUGCUGCUUUGCGGGCAUGCAGACGGUUAAAUGAUUUUGCUAGUACAGUUCGUAUCCUAGAGGCUGUUAAGGACAAAGCAGGACCUCAUAAGGAAAUCUACCCCUAUGUCAUCCAGGAACUUAGACCAACUUUAAAUGAACUGGGAAUCUCCACUCCAGAGGAACUGGGCCUUGACAAAGUGUAAACCCCAUGGAUGGGCUUCCCCAAGGAUUUAUUGACAUUGCUACUUGAGUGUGAACAGUUACCUGGAAAUACUGAUGAUAACAUAUUACCUUAUUUGAACAAGUUUUCCUUUAUUGAGUACCAAGCCAUGUAAUGGUAACUUGGACUUUAAUAAAAGGGAAAUGAGUUUGAACUGAAA